Molecule: messenger RNA, 834 nt
Organism: Cladocopium goreaui
Lineage: Eukaryota; Dinophyceae; Suessiales; Symbiodiniaceae
Source: the annotation of a GenBank genome assembly
AUGGAGUCCAGUGAUUUGGAACAACUUUUGGAUGCUCCAGCCCCAAGCCCCCGCCGGAGCGGUGCUUGGUUGCUGGGUUUGGGAGUGAGCCUGGCUGUAGUUGCAGUGCUGUCCGUGAAGCAGGGAAGACUCGGUAAGUUGGGCCAUUUUGUCGGCUUGCAAGAAGUCGAAGAAUCCUGCUUUGAGGUGGGCAUGUAUUACGCCAACCCAGUGAAGUUGGACGCCACCGAGCGCACAGUGGAGACCAGCGCGGAGCUGUGCCAGCAACGCUGCCAGGUGAUGCCCGACUGCUCGCAUUUCACCUUUUGGCCGGAUGGUGGCUGCUUGUUGACUGGCGAGGUGUCCUACGUGAAGGCUGCUCCCUUUAAGUUCAGUUCCACAGUGACGGGGCCCAAAUUUUGCCCCGGGGCUGUUCAGGACGCCAAGGAUGCCAUUUCAGCUGCUGACGCAGAGAAAGAUGGAGAUGUGAGUGGAUUGCAAGAGUCCGUAGUAAACUCGGGCAUUCAGCAGGCGCAAAGCAGCUGGGGAGCUAUGGAUUCUGCCAAGGAAAACGUGGCGAACGUGGCGACAGAGGUGCUGGCAGGAGUGAAUGGCACAUCCUGCAGCCUCUAUCCUGCGUGUGUGGACGUGGGGAUCAAGGAGGGAAAUUGCUGCCCCAACGAUGACAAGGUAAGCUUAGGUUGCUGCAAUGGCUUCCCUAAGGUUGUUGAGGAGGUGAAGAUUGCUGCGGGCUCGGAAUGCGAGAAGUUUCCCGCCUGCGCGAAGAUGAACAUCACCGGCGGCUGCUGCCCCACGCCUGAUGGCAUUCAGCUGGGCUGCUGCUCUGAAAUCUGA